AUGCCGGCCGUACGCGAUCCCCUCAGCUUCCUCGCCAACAUGGCGCCCCGCGACUCCAGCCUUAGCGCCCGACAGCCUGCCUUCGACGUGCCAGCGAUUGUCUUCGAUGCGCCCAAGACAGCCCCCAUUGUCAAGCGACAGAACGUCAUAUAUGCCCAGCAGGGUAUAAUACCCACCUACUACAACACCGACGGUCCCGAGCCCGGCACCGUUGUCGGCAUCGUCCUAGGCAGCGUUGCCGGCUUUCUCCUGAUCUGCUGGCUCAUCCAGUCCCUGAUGAACACCAACAACAAGACCGGUACAACCACAGCCAUGGCCGGAGAGGAAGAGAUCGUGGUGCGCAGGCCACGACGCAAUUCACAUGGCGGACGCUCGUCGCGACGCCGCUCGGAAGUCCGCGAGAUUAGCAGGAGCCCGAGGCGGAACAGUGGACGCUCGCAGAUCAUUGUUGAGGAGAGGAGGGGUGCGCCACCGAGGGCAAGGAGCAUCAUCGUGGAGGGACGGCAACGCGUUCCAGGCGACGAUGUCGUCGAGGUCAUCGAGGAACACGAUGAGUACCGCGAGAGGAGAGGCGCCCGGAGAGGCCCGGGAUACCGGUGA
Alternaria incomplexa is the source of this 600-nucleotide messenger RNA. RefSeq lists its product as uncharacterized. Bases 1 to 600 code for a protein of 199 amino acids. NCBI's taxonomy places the organism in Eukaryota, Fungi, Ascomycota, Dothideomycetes, Pleosporales, Pleosporaceae. The transcript has a single exon. The record is from RefSeq and is a predicted model, not a curated record.